UUAUCUCUUUUGGUCAUUUUUCGUACUUUUUAUUCAUAACUUCCCUUUCCCCCUUUUUUCUCCCCCUUCUUUAGCUUCUCUUUAUAUCUCUCCUCUCUUGGAAAAAAAAAGCUAUUGAUUAAAGAUGUCUUCACCAAGUAAUCCAAAUGGACUUUCCAGAUCGCUUUCAAGUCAUCUGCACAAACUAAACAUUCGGUCAUCAGAGAGUGCACCUACGACACCCGAUAUAUUCUCCGAGAAAGAAUUAGGCCGUCAUCAUAAGCAUAUAUCAAUGGAAAAUAAUGAGACUACAAGUCCAAACAAUAAACCGAGUUCAUUCCUAUCAAGGACAUUAUCCUCAAAGCGCGAUAGAUCUAAUUCAGUUGGUAAAGGACACCAUCGAAAGCAAUCACCUUCUCCUCCUCCUCUCCCUACUUCAACCACUCAAAACCUUCAAUUGAAAUAUUCUCCACAGUCAUCUAGUCCCAAAAGUGAUGAUUCUCCACAACCAUUUCCUCUUAAAGACUUGCCUAGUGGUGCAUUAGGAAAACCAAGAGAUAGAACAACGUUUAAAGGUGUCUUUGAUAAGUUUGUUGGAAGCUUUAAUGACUUGCUAAAUAAAGACAAGCAAUCUAAUGAUCAAGAAAAAGAAAUGGAAAUAUCAGGCCCUUAUAACGCAAAGCAUGUUACACAUGUUGGAUUUGAUGCUAGUACAGGUGAAUUUACUGGUUUACCUCAAGAAUGGCAAACAUUACUUCAAUACAGUGGCAUCACUAAACGAGAACAAUACCAAAAUCCUCAGGCUGUCUUGGAUGCCAUCGGCUUCUAUCAAGAGAACAGGGACCAUGAUGAAUCUGUUUACCAUAAAAUGGAAAGAGCGCAUGCAAUUAAUGAUCGUGAUAUUCUUCAGCAAGAUUACAAUGACCAUGUUAAUGAACAAAUACUUCCUGUAUUGCCUGAAUACAAGGUAAGACUAUAUAUAUCCAGUGUUUAUACUCUAUUCACACACAUGGUUUGUUGAAUUAGAAAACGAGUGCACCCGAACGAUUGAUGGAUGAACAAUGUAAGUAAACAAAAAACAAAAGGAGAGUUAUUGUUAAUAUUCUUUAUAGUAUAUCAUCAACAAUUGUAUCAAAGACAACUUCAAUUACAGCAAUUAAAGCAACAAGAGAGAUUGAUGUCCAAAAGCAGUACCAACACAAGUAGUUCACACGCCGCAAGAGAUUAUGAUAUCAAGAGAAAACUAAGUGCUAAACAACGAGAUAGACGAGAAGAAAAUAAUAAUA
Messenger RNA from Rhizopus microsporus ATCC 52813, 1265 nucleotides. RefSeq names its product PBD-domain-containing protein. Bases 125 to 1000 code for a protein of 291 amino acids. The transcript has 4 exons. NCBI's taxonomy places the organism in Eukaryota, Fungi, Mucoromycota, Mucoromycetes, Mucorales, Rhizopodaceae. Gene Ontology annotation, molecular function: protein serine/threonine kinase activity. The record is from RefSeq and is a predicted model, not a curated record.